Rhagoletis pomonella (apple maggot) is the source of this 596-nucleotide messenger RNA. RefSeq lists its product as uncharacterized. The record is from RefSeq and is a predicted model, not a curated record. The annotation marks the transcript as partial. The transcript has a single exon. NCBI's taxonomy places the organism in Eukaryota, Metazoa, Arthropoda, Insecta, Diptera, Tephritidae.
AUGUCUACCGAGCAACAACGAGUUUGCGCGGACGAAACUCGACCAAUCAGGGCUCUUCCAAGCGUUCACGUCAUACCAUCGUUUCUUAUGACGACAUCCAAGGAACAUCAGAUUCCCUUGGUGCACAAAUUUAGUAGGUUGACAAGACUGCUGAAUACAACUGCACGUAUCCGACGGCUGAUUCCACGCUUUAAAGGUACUCGAAGAGACGAGGUUGUCACAGCUGAAGAGAAGGAGUGGGCACUUGAAUUGCAUAUUCGGCAAUCGCAAGGUAACGCGUUUAUAUUCGACAUUAAUGCACUUAAGUCUCGUUCCAGACUAGACGCUUCAAGUAAAAUACUGCCCCUCAAUCCGUUCCUGGAUGAAGGAGGCAUUCUACGAGUAGGUGGCCGACUUACCAAUGCUGAUUUACCAUUUGAACUACGGCACCCUAUAAUCUUCGCGCGUGACAGCGCAUUGGCAACCUUGCUCAUCCAUGAUGCACAUAUACAAAGCUUGCAUGGUGGCAUACAGGAAAUGCUACAGUUCCUGCGACGCAAAUAUUGGAUAAUUCACAGCCGUACCCUGGUUAAGUCCUACAUUCAUACAAUUGCGUU